Molecule: messenger RNA, 1882 nt
Organism: Zonotrichia leucophrys gambelii
Lineage: Eukaryota; Metazoa; Chordata; Aves; Passeriformes; Passerellidae
Gene: SYTL1
Product: synaptotagmin like 1
Exons: 14
Coding region: 46-1770 (574 amino acids)
Biological process (GO): exocytosis; intracellular protein transport
Cellular component (GO): exocytic vesicle; plasma membrane
Molecular function (GO): neurexin family protein binding; small GTPase binding
Source: RefSeq, a predicted model, not a curated record
UGAGCGGGGGGGAUCCCCCCCAGCGGCCCCCAUCUCCCUCUCCCGAUGCUGGCGUCGCUGGUGCACGCCCGUUGCGCUGAGCCGCCCCUGUCCCCGCCGCCCCGCAUGGCGCUGCAGCCCGAGGAGCUGGACCUGAGCUUCCUGACGGAGGAGGAGCGCAGCUGCAUCGCCCGCGUCCUGCAGCGGGACUGGCAGCUCCGCCGGCGGGAGGAGGGCCGCGUCAGCAAACUCCGCAAGUCGGUGUCGGACCCGGCGCGGCUGCGGAGCCUCACCGGGGACUGGUUCAGCGAUGCCCGCGCCCAGCGCCACCAGCACCCGCUGGGCUCCGACCUGGUCCGGGCCUCCAUCCGCCGCAGGAGGCGGCCCCGGGGAACGGAGGAGCUGGAGCGCGGCCCCAGCCUGGAGGCCAUCGAUGAGCCGCUGGCAGAGGAGAGGGAGGAUGAGGAUGGUGCCUUGGAGACAGACGAGAGUUCCCCCCCCGAGGAGGUGCAGGAGGCCACGGAGCCCCAGCCCAGCCCCCCCGGCCCGGCUGUGGAGGGGACCCCGGGGUCACAGCCCGUGCUGCAGGGUGACAUCCCCGCGAGGGAGCCGGACAGCCCAGGUGACACGGGGGGUCCCUCCCUGGGCUCGAGCAGCACCGAGGAGGAGGAGGAGGAGCCGGACUCGGCACAGAGCAGCCACAGCGCUGGGCAGAGACCAGAGACCCCCCAGAGGGAUCAGACACCCCCAGACCCACUGCACCCACAGAACGGCCUCACGCCCCCGAGGCUGCUGAGCACCAGCUCGUCCGUGUCCAGCCUCAGCUCCUCCACGCUGAGCGGGAGCCUGAUGAGCCUGUACAGCGAGGGGGAGCUGGGCCGGGUGCCCGUGCGGGGCUGCGUGCAGUUCUCCCUGCGCUACCAGGCGGCCGAGAAGGAGCUGCAGGUGCACGUCCUGCGCUGCCGCCAGCUGGCCGAGGCCAAGAAGCAGCGCUCGGACCCGUACAUCAAGACCUACCUGCUGCCCGACAAGUCCAACCGCAGCAAGCGCAAAACCGCCGUGAGGAAGAGGAGCUUGGACCCCGUCUUCAACGAGACCCUCAAGUACAAGCUGGAGAAGAGGGACCUGCAGGGCCGGACCCUGAACCUGUCCGUGUGGCACCACGACAGCCUGGGCAGGAACCUCUUCCUGGGCGAGGUGGAGGUGGCGCUGGGCACCUGGGACUGGGCCAACACGCGGCCCGAGUGGUUCAGCCUGCAGCCACGGAUGCCCAUCCCCUCGGACGGGCUGCCCAGCCGUGGCAGCCUCAACCUGGCACUCAAGUUCAUCCCCGCUGGCUCCGAAGGAGCAGGGAUGCCGCCCACAGGCGAGCUGCACAUCUGGGUGAAGGAUGCUCAGGGCCUCAUCCCACUGCAGAGCGGCACCGUGGACGCCUUCGUGCAGUGCUACGUGCUGCCCGACGACAGCAAGGCCAGCCGGCAGAAGACGCGGGUGGUGAAGCGCAGCCUGAACCCCCUCUUCAACCACACCAUGGUGUACGACGGCUUCCAGGCCAGGGACCUGGCCGAGGCCUGCGCCGAGUUCACCCUCUGGCACCACGAGGCCUUCUCCAAACGGCAGCUGGGCGGCAUCCGCCUCAGCCUGGGCACCGGCAGCAGCUACGGGCUGCCCGUGGGCUGGAUGGACUCCACGGCCGAGGAGCAGAGCGUGUGGCAGCAGCUGCUGCAGCAGCCGGGGCGCUGGGUGGAGGCGCUGCUGCCCCUGCGCACCGACCUGGUGCCCCGGGGGUAGCCCCCAGACCCACGGAGCGGCCGGGCCAUGGGACUGUGGGGUCUGGGCGGGCUGGGGUCUGUGCCCUCCCUCAGCAGCAACGAAGGGGCACCAGAGGGCACAGCUGGCGGCU